UUAGAAAGCGAAUCGAAUUUUGAAGAGACGAGAACACGUGUUGCCAAAAAAUGUAUUAAAAUCUAUCUAGUGUUCUAAUGUAUUUUAAAUUAAACAUUUUUAGUGAGUGUUGUUACUUAUGAAUUAUAGGCUUUUAAAUAAUUGCUAGUUAACAGUUUUUGAUUAAUAUUAAAAAUAUAUAUACAUGUAAUUCUUCCGAAGAACUUUUACAUCGCAAAAGCUCGAUGCUGAAAGUAAGGUAACCCUUUGGAUGUGGUUAAUUAUUAUAGAAUGCAUUACUACGAAUUUUUAUUUACGGGGAGAAUUAUGGAGUUAUUUUCUUACGGAGUUCCAUCAGCGUUGUUGACUUUCACUUUUUCUAUGAUUCUAGCUUUCUUAGCUAUUGCGUUCUAUUAUUACAAAUUAAGUAAGCCUAAAGUUCCUGCAAAAAGAAUACCGGGUCCAAAAGUGAAUGGAAUAAUAACGAAUGUUAUACCUCUGAUUAGUAUCUUCAGAAAUAAAUCUGCAAGCAAUUUAGUCCUAUUCUUUCAAAUGGUGUGUGCUUAUUCCCAUGUUUUUCAAAAAGAUGGAAUGUGGCUAUUUUGGGGAGGUUUCAAGAAAAUUUUAAUUCUCUACAAAGCAGAAACAGUUGAACCUGUAUUGAGCAGUAAUGAUAUUCUUAGUAAAGGGUUUGAAUACGACUUACUCGCUCCUCUGUUGAAAGAAGGAUUACUUAAAAGUAAAAGAGAUAAAUGGCGGUAUCGACGGAAGUUGCUGACUCCCUCCUUCCACUUCAGAAUAUUGGAUGAAUUCAUUCCAGUCUUCAAUGAACAAGCAAAUAUUUUCACGGUAAAAAUAGCUGAAGGAAUGAAGAAAGAAACUUCGAUCAACAUUGCAUCAAUGACUUCUCUCUGCACUUUGGAUAUCAUAUGUGAAACUGCAAUGGGAAAGAAAAUAAAUGCUCAAACAAACGAGUCACCAUAUGUUAUAGCUUUGCACAAAUUUUGUAAACUAGCUACUGAAAGAAUAUUACAGCCGUGGUUGUGGUAUGAUUUUCUUUAUUAUUACACGAAAGCAGGAAAGGAACUCAAUCAAUGCAUGGCAAUAAUGGAUACAUUUACUCGACAGGUGAUAGCUGAACGCAAAGCUGAAAUUUUAAAAGAGAGAGAAACUUUAGUCGAAGAUGAGUCCAACAGUAAUGUUGUAUACGGUCAAAAAAGUAAAAGACGCUUGGCUUUGCUUGAUACGUUGCUCGAUCUGCAUCUCAAGGAUGCCACUUUCACUUUGGAAGAUGUUGCUGAAGAAGUUGACAAUUUUAUGUUUGCUGGACAUGAUACUACAUCUUCAGGAUUAAGCUUUGCUUUUUAUUUGCUUGGUCUUCACCCAGAGAUUCAGAAAAAAGCUCAGCAAGAAAUCGAUGAUGUUUUAGGAGAUGAUGUCGACAGGCCAAUUACAUUGGAUGACAUAAAAGAACUCAGAUACCUAGAUCAUGUUUUGAAAGAAACUAGGAGGCUAUACCCACCCACACCAUUUAUUGCAAGAGAUUUAGAAGAGGACACAUUUAUUGAUGGACAUCUCAUUCCAAAAGGUACCAGUUGUGGUAUUCUAAUUUACAUGCUUCACCGGGAUCCAAAUGUUUUUCCCAAUCCUGAAAAGUUCGAUCCGGAUCGUUUUCAGAUUGCCAACUCUACCGGCAGGCACCCAUUUGCUUAUGUUCCCUUUUCUGCUGGCCCUAGAAAUUGCAUUGGACAACGGUUUGCUACUUUUGAAGCCAUUACCGUGUUGGCUACUGUCUUAAGAAAAUUCAAUUUGAAAUCUUUGGAUGCCUUAGACAAAAUCCACAUCACGGAUGAACUUGUUUUGCGAGCGGAAAAUGGAUUGCGGAUGGUAUUCGAGCCACGAAAGAAAUGAAACCAAGAAUAAGUUUAAUACUGUACUUUUGUUUUUCUGCAUCAUCAUUUAUUUAAUCUUUGUAAUACUUCUUGUUAAAUAUUUGUAAAAUAAAUCGACCUUUUUCUUCGUUA
Messenger RNA from Parasteatoda tepidariorum (common house spider), 2003 nucleotides. Its product is annotated as cytochrome P450 4c3. The record is from RefSeq and is a predicted model, not a curated record. NCBI's taxonomy places the organism in Eukaryota, Metazoa, Arthropoda, Arachnida, Araneae, Theridiidae. Gene Ontology annotation, molecular function: heme binding; iron ion binding; oxidoreductase activity, acting on paired donors, with incorporation or reduction of molecular oxygen.